This is a messenger RNA of Exophiala bonariae, 1536 nucleotides long. RefSeq lists its product as uncharacterized. Gene Ontology annotation, molecular function: metallopeptidase activity. NCBI's taxonomy places the organism in Eukaryota, Fungi, Ascomycota, Eurotiomycetes, Chaetothyriales, Herpotrichiellaceae. Gene Ontology annotation, biological process: proteolysis. Bases 1 to 1536 code for a protein of 511 amino acids. The transcript has 2 exons. The record is from RefSeq and is a predicted model, not a curated record.
AUGGUGCCCAAAGCAAAGAGUCGUGCAUUGUCCAAAAAGACAGCCAAUGCAAACCAUUGUAAACAUGAAGAACUGACUUCCGGCCCGUCUACUCAUGCACUAAAAGCAGGCUAUCGCCAUCACACCAAUUCGCAGGUUAUGAUUGCUGCCAGCGGGAGCCGGAAACGUAAAGCUGCUGAUGGAGCCGAAGUUAUUCUUGAGGCUUUCCCAUCAACAUUGGGUCUUCCAGACGAUGAUAUCACGUUUGACCCGAAAUACCCAACACAAAGCAAGCACGCGUGGAUGAAAAUUCCGGAAAGAAACCCAUUGACGACAAGAAGGAGUGUGAUAUACGUGGCUGAGCCUGCCAAAAUCGACGACAGCGUCAGGUUCAUGAAAGACUGGUCCCGCCCUAUUAUUCGAGGGAAAGCAAUACCGAAAUCCAAAAGCCAAGAACCAAUUGACAUGGAAUCUCUUGUUGCUUACUUGAAAGCUUUCUACCAUGGGCUUGAGGUAAGAGUACUGCCUGUGGCAUUGACUUUCAGUGCCUGGGAAGGCGAACCGACACCAAACUCUGGCAAGACGGUACCUGCAGAUCCUAGUGACAUUGACAAGAUCAGAUCUGUCGGGCUCUCUACUGGUGACGAAUUGAUUCGGAUUCGUGUGCGCGAGACUCCAUGGCGAGAUGAGUCUUCCGCCCACAACUAUUUCCCUUACCAAUACCAACUCGAUCUCAACGACAUGACUGAUGUAGCAUUGUCAUUACUGCCAUCGGAUGCCUACGCACUACUCCUUACAGCCGAACAUGAUCUCUACGAAUCAAUCGAUGACGAUUUCUGUUGUGGAAGGGCGUGGGGUGCAAGCAGAGUGGCGAUCGUGAGCAGUGCUAGAUAUCAUCCUGUGCUUGAUGACCUGCACGGUGUCGACUUUGCACACGUGUGGCCAGCGAGUCACUGUACAGAAUAUGUGGACGGCAUGAGUUACGUUGAUAUCGAUGAGUCUAUGCUGGAUGUUAGGACUCAGAACACAAUCAAGAAAAGAGUUAAGACUUCAGACGCAAUAAACAAAUCCGCCGACGUGUUGGCCAGUCCACUAGAACGUGCCGUCAGAGCUCAUCAGCUCACAAGAUCACCAACGGCGUCGGAUCUACGCUCUGCCUUCCUCCUUAGAUUCUGCCGCACUGCCUCACACGAACUCGGGCAUUGCUUUGGACUUGACCACUGCAUGUACCGGGCUUGCGCCAUGCAGUCGACUUCUUCUGUGGCUGAGGAUAUGCGGCAACCCCCGUACCUGUGUCCCGUUUGUGAGGCAAAAGUCGCGUGGGCAGUACUGACCAAGACUUCCCAUAGCCAAGAUUCUUCGAAGCCGGCUUCGAAGGGAAGGGGUAAAAGAAAGGUUGAUGAAGUGGCACCGGACUGGGACGAGAAGGAGCUGCGGUGGAAGAAAGACAGGCUGAUGGCUAUGAAAGACUUUUGUGAAGGACAUGGCUCUGGAUUCUCGGGAUUGGCUGCUUGGUCCGCUGGGAUAUUGGAGUUGAUGGGUGGGACGAUCUGCUGA